Molecule: messenger RNA, 3696 nt
Organism: Hippopotamus amphibius kiboko
Lineage: Eukaryota; Metazoa; Chordata; Mammalia; Artiodactyla; Hippopotamidae
Gene: PADI2
Product: peptidyl arginine deiminase 2
Exons: 16
Coding region: 1-1998 (665 amino acids)
Cellular component (GO): cytoplasm
Molecular function (GO): protein-arginine deiminase activity; calcium ion binding
Source: RefSeq, a predicted model, not a curated record
AUGCUGCGCGAGCGGACGGUGCGGCUGCAGUACGGGAGCCGCGUGGAGGCGGUGUACGUGCUGGGCACGCGCCUCUGGACCGACGUCUACAGCGCCGCCCCAGCCGGGGCCCAGACCUUCAGCCUGAAGCACUCAGAGCACGUGUGGGUGGAGGUGGUGCGCGACGGGCAGGCCGAGGAGGUGGCCACCAACGGGAAGCAGCGCUGGCCUCUCUCACCCAGCACCACACUGCGGCUCACCAUGAGCCAGCCCAGCGCCGAGGCCAGCAGCGACAAGGUCACCGUCAACUACUAUGAAGAGGAGGGGAUCACCCCCAUCGACCAGGCUGGGCUCUUCCUCACGGCCAUUGAGAUCUCCCUGGAUGUGGAUGCAGACCGGGACGGCGUGGUGGAAAAGAACAACCCAAGAAAGGCAUCCUGGACCUGGGGCCCUGAGGGCCAGGGGGCCAUCCUGCUGGUGAACUGUGACCGAGACACACCCUGGUUGCCCAAGGAGGACUGCAGCGACGAGAAGGUCUACAGCAAGGAAGAUCUCAAGGACAUGUCCCAGAUGAUCCUGCGGACCAAAGGCCCUGACCGCCUCCCCGCCGGUUACGAGAUCGUUCUCUACAUUUCCAUGUCGGACUCGGAUAAAGUGGGCGUGUUCUACGUGGAGAACCCGUUUUUCGGCCAGCGAUAUGUCCACAUCCUGGGCCGGCGGAAGCUCUACCACGUGGUCAAGUACACAGGUGGCUCCGCGGAGCUGCUGUUCUUCGUGGAAGGCCUUCGUUUUCCUGACGAGGGCUUCUCGGGCCUGGUCUCCAUCCACGUCAGCCUGCUGGAGUAUAUGGCCCAGGAGAUCCCCCUGACACCCAUCUUCACGGACACCGUGACGUUCCGGAUCGCUCCAUGGAUCAUGACCCCCACCAUCCUGCCUCCCGUGUCGGUGUUCGUGUGCUGCAUGAAGGACAAUUACCUGUUCCUGAAAGAGGUGAAGAACCUGGUUGAGAAAACCAACUGUGAACUGAAGGUCUGCUUCCAGUACAUGAACCGGGGAGACCGCUGGAUCCAGGAUGAAAUCGAGUUUGGCUAUAUCGAGGCCCCCCACAAAGGCUUCCCUGUGGUGCUGGACUCCCCCAGAGAUGGAAGCCUGAAGGAUUUCCCAGUGAAGCAGCUCCUGGGCCCAGAUUUUGGCUAUGUGACCCGGGAACCCCUCUUUGAGCCUGUCACCAGCCUUGAUUCCUUUGGGAACCUGGAGGUCAGCCCACCAGUGACCGUGAAUGGCAAGACAUACCCACUGGGCCGAAUCCUUAUUGGGAGCAGCUUUCCUCUGUCCGGUGGCCGGAGGAUGACCAAGGUGGUGAGAGACUUCCUGCAGGCCCAGCAGGUGCAGGCGCCUGUGGAGCUUUACUCGGACUGGCUGACUGUGGGCCACGUGGAUGAGUUCAUGACCUUCGCCCCCAUCCCAGGCACAAAGAAAUUCCGGAUGCUCAUGGCCAGCACCUCGGCCUGCUACAAGCUCUUCCGAGAGAAGCAGAAGGACGGCCACGGGGAGGCCAUCAUGUUCAAAGGCUUGGGCGGGAUGAGCAGCAAACGAAUCACCAUCAACAAGAUUCUGUCCAACGAGACCCUCGUGCAGGAGAACCAGUACUUCCAGCGCUGCCUGGACUGGAACCGCGACAUCCUCAAGAAGGAGCUGGGGCUGACUGAGCAGGACAUCAUCGACCUGCCUGCCCUGUUCAAGAUGGACGAGAACCGCCAGGCCAGACCCUUCUUCCCAAACAUGGUAAACAUGAUUGUGCUGAACAAGGACCUGGGCAUCCCCAAGCCGUUCGGGCCCCAGGUCGAGGAGGUGUGCUGCCUGGAGACGCACGUGCGCUCCCUGCUGGAGCCCCUGGGCCUCUGCUGCACCUUCGUGGAUGACAUCUCCGCCUACCACAAGUUUCUGGGGGAGGUACACUGCGGCACCAACGUGCGCAGGAAGCCCUUCACCUUCAAGUGGUGGCACAUGGUGCCCUGACCUGCUUGUGUGCCAGUCGCAGCCCAGUCAACAACCAGUGUUGGGGCUGGACCAGCCCUUGUGGUUUCCAUUAUGAUUGCAAGAUGCUCUUCAGCAAUAACUAUCAGGAAACUUGGGGGAAAACAUUUAUUACUUUUAAUUUUAUUUUUACUUACAGGACCUGGAAAUUACCUGGCACACCUGGGGCCACACAGUGAGGUCAUGGGAAGAGAGACAGACAGAACCCAUGGAACUGGGUUUCUGCUUUUAUGGGCGCUGAGGAUGGGGGCCUAGGAUUUCGAGGGCUCACUGUUUAUUGGUGAAUUUAAAACAUAAGCACGGGAAUUUAAAGCGAGGGAAGAGGGAAAAAACCACGUGGCCCAAAUGGUCAGUUAUCAAAAUCAACCAAGAUCUCUAAAAGAAAGGAGCCUUAGUGGGGGGAAGCCGCCUGGCUCUUCCUCUAGUCGUGUGGCUGGCGAUGUGUUUACUCAAGAUCGCCGUGUUUGAGGUGGAUGCCUUGGUAAUCAAAGCUGAGUCAGGUGCUUAUAUUAGAAGGAGAAAACCCAACUGUUAGGGCUCACACUACAGGGGUCUGGGCACCUUGCUCCUUCCCUGAGUUCUCUAGACUCUUCACACUCCCAAAGCAUCCCCCUGCCUGAUGUGGACUGGAGACCAUGGUGGGGCCUUCAGGCAGUGGGGAGGGAUUUGGGAUGUCUGUGCCUUGCCCUCCAUCAGAAGGGCCUCAGCAUCCACGAAGUCACCCCUGUGAGCCUCCACGUUGUCCUUCCUGAAAAUAGCUGGACAUUUGGCCAGUGUCUGUAUAGCCCUGACGUGAAAACCAAACCAAAACAAGAAUGGCUGUACCCAAACCCUUCCCCAAAGAAUCUUUAGUAUCUUGUCCAAAAUCGAAUGAGGGGAGAUGGGAAGGAGAUUCUGGGAUGAUCAGUUCUCCCAGUAGCCAUGCCCUGAGGGUCAAGGUAGAUGACAUGGAAAGGGAUUCUGGAACCCUAGAUGUACGUUGAACUGUCAUCAUCCUUUGAAAUUCACCUUCCUUGGGGUGUCCAGGUGGUCACUUACAAUUAUUCAUUACUUACCAGCCUCCUUCGAAUCCCCUUGGCUUUCUCUCUGCAGUGUAGACACCGUUGGCUUGUCUCCCCACUCCCUGAGGGUCCAAUAAGUGAGCUUAGAAGCUUCCCUGAAAGCGGAUUUUGUCAGAGCAGCCUUCUCCGUUUUCGAGAUGCUUGUGCUUCUUCUUUCUCAUGGACCCAGGUGCUUGGGGGGUUCUCCCCACACCAGCAUCCUUGUGGCCUGAGAGUUCAGUGUAUAAAGAUGCCCCAGGGUGAGCUGUUUCCAUCUUCUCUUGCCGGGUUCUCCAUUCUCUAGCCAGUCCCUGACCUUCCUCCUCUCACGGCCUCCACUUCCUAUUUCCAUGCCGUUUCUCCAGGCAGCUAGACAAAGACUUCUUCCCCAGCAGCCAGGCUCACACCUUCCCCCAGGACACAAUUAAAGACCUGCCCCUCCUCUCCAGACAUCAGAUCCAACACACAAAUACCCUGUCCUAUCCUCCAACCCGAACAGCCAGUUCUGGGCCAGCUGCUGGACUUAGAGAUGGAUUGAUUAUCCCAUUGAAGUUCCCAAGAGCAUUUGCUGAAGACCCUCUCCUUUGGACGUAAUCAGAUUCAUUUCCUGGCUUCAACUGAAAAGACUCAGUUUCAGCCA